AAUGAAGAGUUGGAUGCUCAACUGACUGAGCUAUCCAGAUGCCCCUUGGGUUGCGUUUUAGAUAGGAUUUCCAUGUUUGGAGCUAGAAGACAGUCUGUGUAUUGGCUCAGUCUACCAUAUUGCCUGGAAUUUGUCCUUUCUUAUUGGAUAAUGAAAUGUGACCACAUUAGACAUAUUUUAUAAAUUUUAAACCAUUAUUGCUUGCCUUUGCUCAUUCCAAUUUCCUUUAUUUUAUAAAAAAAUUUUACAAGGAUCAGAUUGGGGGGAAAAAAGAAAGCAGAAGAAAACAAUGUAAAAGCAGGACCUAGGUGACUGAAGAUCUGUUUGAUGCUCUUGAUGGGAGAAUGGAAACCUCCAAGUGUUGUCUGUGCUGAAGAACAGGGUACACAGAGUUGUGCCUACCAUCAGUUCCACUCAUUCUGGGUCCCCCAGUUGAGUGACUAGUCACAUACAUGCAAGCAGGAGCCAUGUGGCUUUUUCCCUCUGGAGCUCAACAUGUAUACCAUAUUUCAUUAGAUAUGGUGAAAGAAGGAAAAUAAGAAAUUGUGCCCUUACAGCAAGUUUGAAGUGACAGAUAAUCUGGUAGAGAGUUUCAAAAGAUAGUGAAGGUUAUAGGCUAUGGGUAUCAACCACUGGUAAAGAGAAGAAAAUGAUGGGGGUUAUUUAUCACUGGAAUUACAUGUUUAGAUACCUGUGUCUUAGAGAAGAAUAUGCCUCUGGCGUGUAAGUUGAAUUGGAGGGAAUGUACAGCUGGUUGAUAGACCAGAUGAGAAGCUAGUCCUGUUCCAGGACUAUUCUAAAGAUAUUUAAAAUUUUUACUGAGUGGUUACUACUAUGUUCCAGGCACUGUGCCAAAUGCUUUAUGUUUGCUCACUCAUUUAUUUCCUAUGAUGCAAGAAUGGUUACCAACUACUCUACCUUAUACAUGAAGAAACUAGGGAAGAGAGUGAUUUAGCAACAUGCCCAUGGGCACAUGGGUAGUACACAAUGGAGGUGGGAUUUGAAUCUGCAUAACUCCAGAAUCUAGACCCUUAACCAAAACCCUAAUACUAAAUUAGGUUGAUAAUGUACAAGCAGGUUGAGCAUCCCCACAGGAAAUCAGAAAGUUGAGUCUGGAGCCAAGAGAGAGACUAGGUUAGAAGAAAGGGUAUGAGGUCAACUGCCUGGAGGUUAUGGUUGAGAGAGUUAUGGGGAGUCCUCACCCCUAAUCUUUAAGUGGGCAUGUUUUAUGACCCCAAAGUAGGCAGCCAGAGAGCAGGAGCAGCUGGUUAUGUCAAGCAAGCAAACCCAGAUGGGAAGAAGAAUGGGAGGCAGGUUCAAAGGCUCACCUCUGUUGGAGGUUUCAUAUGUUGGGAUUGGCUUUCAUGGAGGCUUGGGGUAUGAUCCAAACAUUGUAUUGCCAUUAGAUGAAGCACAAAUCAGCAGAUUUCCCAUGUUGUUCUUAGUCCAUUCUCUGAAGUAUCUCUUGUCCUUCUUCUCCUGUUUCUAAGUAGGGCUUCAAAUUAGGAAGUGUCUAGGAGAAGAAAAAGGAAGUAAAUGAGAGAGAAACACAAAGGAAACUUGAACAAGUAGAAGGUGGAUGCCCUAGGCUCUGUCAUAAACACCUGGAUUCCAGCUGGGACUUGGAUUUGCUGGCGACACUAGCCAGAGAGACGGGACCAUGUGGCUGUCCCCAGCUCUGCUCCUUCUCUGCCUCUCAGGCUCUUUGUCCCUGACGGGCCCCAGCUCUGUGACAGGCACCUUGGGUGGCUCUCUGAGUGUGCAGUGUCAGUAUGAGGAAGAGUACCAGAGUUAUAAAAAAUACUGGUGCCGAGGGCAGAAUGAGGGCACAUGUGACAAUAUUGUGGAGACCCAGGGAGAAGCGAAAGAAAAGAAUGGUCGCGUGACUAUCAGAGACCAUGCUGAUCGCCUCACCUUCAUCGUGACCAUGGAGAACCUCACUGCAGACGAUGCUGGAUCCUACUGGUGUAGAGUUCGGAAAACAUGGUACCUGGGCUUCUGGUCAUCUGGCACUUCAGUCCAGGUUAAGGUGUCUGUUUCCCCAGCACCAAGUAAAACCGCAGAGGAGACCACAUGUCAAGCUGCAUCUGACAUCUUUCCGGGGCUGAGUACCAAGCAGAACUUCAGUGCUGAGGAAGUGUUGAUCCACUGCUCGGGGUCCUCGUCCAGCAGCGUCCACUUGCUACUCCUGGUCUUCCUGAAGCUGCCCCUGUUCUUGACAUUGGUGGGUGCUGUCCUCUGGGUGAACAGGCCUCUGAAGGGCACUGGAGGAAGUCAGCCUGACAAAGAGAAGCCAUCACGUAGUGCACCGUCCCCAGGAAAGCCUUGUCCAGGAAUACAGCCCUUCAGACCAGAUAGAAGAGACCUUCAGACUCUGGACUCCAGGGCAGGGGGGCAGCAGUCCCUGGAUUCUGGAGGCACCUAAGUCUUCUGGAGAUAUUGUUCCUGUGUCUCAAGGGAGAAUCCUGGGUCUUGGAUGACACUUGCUGCAAGUGCUCAGGUGCAGGAAGGAUGAGUCUCCUGGGCCAGUGUUUGGGGUCCUCCUCUCUCUAUCCCAGAUCCCUUGGCCCCUUGCUUUUAUGCCUACCUCUCAAGGGCAAGAAUUCUCUAGAGGUUACUGGAAAGUCCAGCCCUUUACUCUUUUCAUUGCCACAAAAGCUCCUCAGCUCAGUGUCUCCCAGGGUAAUAACCACCUCCUCCCCGUAGCCAGGAGGCUCCCUGAGGACUUACCCCUCAUAGUCUCAGUCUUUGGGCUCAAUAGGGCUUCAACCUCACUUGUGUCCCUGUGAUCAGGGAAUGUACGCUGUGCUCAAACAUCUCUGCCUGGGCCGGCCAUGACUGAAGAGCUUUCGGUUAAAGCCCUGGAGCUGGUUGGAGCUGCAGUGGGUGCCCCCAAUAUCACUCCCAGAAUUCUCCACCUUGGUGGGCCUCCUGCACACAGGGCUGGUGGACAGUCCACUGUAGCAGAAGUGUGGCUGAAGCCACCUGUCAACAGUUGGUGCUUUCCAUAGGAGAAGCAGACAGUUUUCUAAAGACAAGGACACAGAGGUGAGGAGUACCUCCCCACAUCAGGUUGACAUGAUGCCACAGCCACCACGGGGCACACCAGCCCUGGAAAGGGCUUCUGU
Molecule: messenger RNA, 3128 nt
Organism: Herpailurus yagouaroundi (jaguarundi)
Lineage: Eukaryota; Metazoa; Chordata; Mammalia; Carnivora; Felidae
Gene: CD300E
Product: CD300e molecule
Exons: 4
Coding region: 1661-2425 (254 amino acids)
Cellular component (GO): plasma membrane
Molecular function (GO): transmembrane signaling receptor activity
Source: RefSeq, a predicted model, not a curated record